AAAUGUGAAAGGAGUUGAGGAUAACCAUUUCAAUUACUGGUUGUAUGUCCAGCCGUCUUGCGAGGCUGUGCCAUACGUUUAUAAUUUUAAAAGAAAGACGUAAUUGUCACAGAUAUCUUGUAGAAUCUGGGCGGGUCGUGCGGGAGUCGUCCAGUUAUUAUAAAGCACUUCGGGUGUCUUCGCAUUUCCAAUGUAAAUCAGAAAGAUAUGUCUAACAGGGGAGAAGGAUUUAUGUAGCAGUUAGUCUGUCUUCAAGAACUAAAAGAAAGACGAAAGCCCAGAUAAGCCAGAGAAAAGCAUUUACAUUUUACCCGCCUUUUGCUCAGUUUUCUGAUUGUCUGCCCUUUUGCUCUGCCUGUAUUUUGAGGAAGGUGCAGGUAAAGGUAGGGUUGAGUAUGGAAGUAGAAAAGAGGCAGAGCGAAGCAGAGAGCAAUCUUCUGCCUCUGGCCAAGCUUGGCCCUGAUGCAGGCGCUGAAUUUGUUUUGCAGUCUAAAGGGACAUGGUGGCACGCUGGGUUCCAUUUAACGACAGCAAUAGUCGGACCGACUAUUCUGACGCUGCCUUACGCCUUCCGCGGCAUGGGAUGGGCGUUGGGUCUCUUUUCCCUCUCCACUGCUGCAGCUGUCACUUUUUACAGCUAUUUUCUCAUGUCCAAAGUACUCGAUAACUGCGAGAAGCAGGGGCGUCGCCACAUUCGAUUCAGAGAGCUCGCAAGAGACGUCCUUGGCUCUGGUUGGAUGUUUUAUCUGGUGGUCUCCAUUCAGACCACAAUUAACAUGGGAGUGGGCGUCGGAUGUAUUCUUCUCAGUGCCGAUUGUAUGGAGAUCAUUUACUCGAACAUUCAGCCACACGGAGACCUCAAAUUGAAUCAUUUUAUAAUCAUAGCGGCUGGGAUCGUGAUAGUGUUCUCUCAGCUACCGUCGUUUCAUUCCCUCCGUUAUAUCAAUUUAGGGUCGCUGGUGCUUAGCUUGGGGUACACUUUGUGCGUCGUAAUUGCAUGUAUACAUGCAGGGUAUUCUCACCAUCCACCCUACCCGCAAAGGGAUUACUCGCUCAAAGGAUCAAAAGUGGUACGACUAUUCAAUGCAUUCAACGCGAUGUCUAUCCUCGGAAGUGUAUUCGGCAACGGUAUUCUGCCGGAGAUUCAGGCCACUGUAGCUCCUCCGGCCACGGGAAAGAUGUUCAAAGGCUUAUGCAUGUGCUACGCAGUAAUGCUUGUGGCAUGCUACAGUGUGGCAGUAUCAGGCUACUCGGCAUUUGGCAACACUGCACAGUCUAACAUAUUGCAGAGUCUGCUGCCCAAAGAAGGUCCCGCCCUUGCACCCACAUGGUUGCUCGGCCUCGCUGUUAUUUUCGUACUCCUCCAGCUUUUUGCAAUAGCACUGGUGUAUUCUCAAGUAGCUUACGAGAUCAUGGAGAAGAAAUCAGCAGAUGUUAAGAAGGGAAUUUUUGCAGCCCGAAACUUAAUUCCGAGGUUGUUUCUGAGAACAGUUUAUAUAGUGAUUUGUGCGGUGAUUGCAGCCAUGCUGCCAUUUUUUGGAGAUAUAAAUGCGCUGGUGGGUGCCAUUGGCUUUAUUCCACUGGAUUUCAUUCUUCCCAUGCUUCUCUACUACAAGAGCUUCAAGCUCGCUCCCAAUUCCUCAAUUUACCGGAUAAACAAUGCUAUUAUGGUGAUUUUCACGGUUGUUGGGAUAAUGGGUGCCAUCUCCUCAGUGCGCCAGAUAGUCAUUGAUGCUAAACGUUUUCACAUUUUUAGCAAUAAUGUGUUGGACUGAUGCGGCUAAUUUCAUUAGCUGGGCAUGCCCAGCAUAUUUUAAGGAGUUCUCACUCUGUUAAAAUCAAACCCACUUUGCCAUUAUCAGUAAAAGGAUCAAAUGAAUUCCCCACUGAAAAAGCCUGUAAUUUUGAUUCUAGCAACUUUAACUGAAAUAUAUAUUUAGAACCAAAUCACCGACUUCUAGAUUUGUUUAGUCAAUGAAAAACCGGAGAUGGGCAGAGAAUAUCGUGUGGUUAGUGGCUACUCUACUAUUCGCAUUAGGAGGCUUUUGGUCCCCUCAGGAGCAUGCUCUGAAAUUAAAAACACUAAUGGAGCUUUCAUAUUCUAGAGGUUCUACCACUUGUACUAAUCCCCUAAUUUUAUACUUAGUUGCCACUUCUAUAUGAAAUAAUUUGUAAUAUUGACUUUAUUGUAUUGUUAACAAUGACUUUGUGAUGGUUUACUUGAAUGUGAGUAUGAUUUCAUUUA
Cryptomeria japonica (Japanese cedar) is the source of this 2245-nucleotide messenger RNA. Its product is annotated as probable GABA transporter 2. NCBI's taxonomy places the organism in Eukaryota, Viridiplantae, Streptophyta, Pinopsida, Cupressales, Cupressaceae. The record is from RefSeq and is a predicted model, not a curated record. Gene Ontology annotation, cellular component: plasma membrane. Bases 396 to 1775 code for a protein of 459 amino acids. The transcript is spliced from 7 exons.